Messenger RNA from Linnemannia hyalina, 762 nucleotides. Lineage: Eukaryota; Fungi; Mortierellomycota; Mortierellomycetes; Mortierellales; Mortierellaceae. The record is from the annotation of a GenBank genome assembly.
AUGAAAUUCUCCAAGGCCACUCAUGUAUGCCGCUUCAACGUGGGCAUCAAACCCCAGAUGAAAGUCCGAACACACGACCAGAUAGACAAGCGAGUGCCUCCAGAAAUCUGGGAACAAAUCUUCAGUCACCUCUACCCAUCGCAGCUCUCCCGGAUGUCGAUGGUCAACAAUAACUUGAACGUGAUCGUAUCAUCAUUAGAGGUCUGGCCGCGGAUGUUUUAUGCAGCUCAUGGACCCAAGGCACAAUUGCGACCGCUUAUGUCUAUCCCCAGGUUCAAGAGCAGCUACAUGAUGUUCAUGUGUGCAUUGAGUCUUCUCGUCUGCGAAAAGUGCUUUGGUCUGACACGACACAACGCCGACAAACUCUACAAGCUGCCCCUUCCUAUUCCCGUCCUGCUCCCGAGACGAUCCACAGACGCGAUCAAGUACGUGGGUGACAGGUUUGAUCCAAACUGGACCAUUCGGAUGUGCCUCCCGUGCCGACAGGGCCAUAUUUCGGACUUGGAGGAACCUGUCCCACAACUUGAUUUAGAAGAUCGGAUAAAUUGGAACAGCUUGCUCAACAAAUAUCCCUGUGCAGAGGAGACGCCGGAGUUACCUCGUCGACAUUUCCACAACCAAGGGAUUUGUGAAUUAGAUGCCUUAAAUCGUAUGCGACGACACUUUGGCGGUGAUAUUGGGAUCAAGGCUUUUAAGGUCUCCACAAAAGCAUAUGAUGAGACGACAGAGACCAGGGUUCGCUGGUAUCAACUCCAAGAGUAG